CCCUAUCAAUCCCAGUGCCCCCUGCGCUUGCAGGUAGCCUCAUAGCCUCUUCGUUCGCAAUAUCUUCUGGGAAAUGUAGGCUCUGGUUUGACUCAGCGUCCACAGCAGCAUGGAAGACACCACGGAAGACUCACAUGGCUGUGGAAAUGCAACGCACUCAGAGGGAGAAAGAUGUUCAGAUAACGAUUUUGGUACGUCGAAACUCGGAACAAAAGAAUAUUGGGAGGAGGCUUACCAGAGAGAACUGGAGACAUUUAAAGACAUAGGAGAUGUUGGAGAGAUAUGGUUUGGUGAGGAAAGCAUGAGACGUGUGCUGCGAUGGAUGGACAAAGCUAAAAUCCCUGAAAACGCUGCCAUUCUUGACAUUGGCACUGGAAAUGGAGCCUUUUUAGUUGAGCUGGCUAAGCACGGUUACAACAAUCUGACUGGAAUAGAUUAUUCCCCAGCAUCUGUAAAAUUGGCAAGAAGUGUCCUGCAGGCAGAAGGCUUGACUGAUAUCACUGUAAAGGAGGUGGAUUUCUUAAACAGCCAAGGGGACCUAAAAGAGUUUGAUGUCUGCAUCGACAAAGGAACAUUUGACGCCAUUAGCUUAAACCCAGAUGACACAAAGCAGGACAAAAAACUGUAUGUCCAAACUCUAAAAGAGGCUCUUAAAGACAAAGGUUUCUUUGCUAUUACUUCUUGUAACUGGACAAAAGAGCAGCUGUUGGAGAGAUUCAGUGAAGGAUUUGAGUUUGUACAGGAGUUGCCUACACCCAGUUUUCAGUUUGGUGGCAAGAAGGGCAACAGUGUGGCUGCACUCGUCUUCAUGAAAGUACAUGAACAUGUAACCGACUGAAGACAUGUCUUUUUAUUUCUUUUUUUGUUUCUUUCAGUCUUGGGUUUAUUAGUUCUGCAGCACGUUUAUACUCAUUAAGACUUUUUUAAACAUUUUCACACAAGACUGGAAUAUGUUUGGGGGUUUUUUAGAUCAUAAUGCACACAUAUUUUCUU
This is a messenger RNA of Menidia menidia (Atlantic silverside), 993 nucleotides long. Lineage: Eukaryota; Metazoa; Chordata; Actinopteri; Atheriniformes; Atherinopsidae. The record is from the annotation of a GenBank genome assembly.